UCGGCUUUUGGGCCCUCGCGGCUUCCUUACAACGUGAUAACAGAAGGUCAAUCAUGGCUGCCUACGCGAAGGGACUCAAUAAAUGUUUAGGUUCACUAAGAUUAUGUCGGAAUUUGCAGCUUCAUAAUGAACGGUUUCUGUCUUCGUCUGCGUGUCUUCAUGCGGACAACCAACCGACUAAGUUUGUCCCCCCGUCCAAGCCCGUUGUUGUAGAUAAAACUCAGACUGUGGCGUCUGUGCGGAAGUUUCUGAGCCCAGAGUUUAUUCCUCCCAGACAAAGGACAGACCCACUAAAGUUUUUUAUUGAAAGGAAGGACAUGAUUAGAAGGAGGAAAGUACUCAAUAUCCCUGAGUUUUAUGUUGGAAGUAUCCUUGCAGUGACCAUGGCUGAUCCAAACGCUAGUGGGAAAGCAAACCGCUUUGUUGGUAUUUGUGUCCAGAGGGGAGGAAAAGGCCUGGGCGCCACAUUUAUUCUGAGGAACAUCAUUAAUAGUCAAGGUGUGGAGAUCUGCUACGAGCUGUACAGCCCUCGUGUUCAGAAAAUAGAAGUGCUGAAGCUGGAGAAAAGACUGGAUGACAACCUGAUGUACCUGAGGGACGCUUUGCCUGAAUACAGCACCGUGGACCCAGAAAUGAAGCCGGUGCCUUUCUCUCCCGCUGGAGAGGUGCCUGUUAACAAGCUCAAAGUCAAAAUGCGUCCGAAGCCAUGGUCCAAACACUGGGAACGGCCCACGUUCAACAUCCAGGGCAUCCGCUUCGACCUCUGCAUGACACCCAGACAGACGGAGUUCGUCCAGAAGAAGUACGGGCAGCCUUGGGUGGAGUACGACAUGCUGAAGGAGUACGACACCUCCGAGCUGGAGGUGAAGAUUCUCAAGGAGGUCCAGCAGGAGCUGAGCAAGUGAGGGAGAUCCACCUAAACCACAGAGCGGACUUUUUCUGGGAAUGACUGGAAACGUUUGUGGGUGUAACAACUGACUUGGUUGGGAAGCUGUUUUAGGAGCGGUGGGCAAUUUUGGCCACUUCGCCACAUUCCAGUUUUAGCCGCUCUGAUAUCUGUGCAAAUAAAAAAUGGUUUCAUAAAGAUAAA
Messenger RNA from Nothobranchius furzeri (turquoise killifish), 1090 nucleotides. It is a transcript of the gene mrpl19, whose product is annotated as mitochondrial ribosomal protein L19. Gene Ontology annotation, cellular component: ribosome; mitochondrial large ribosomal subunit. Gene Ontology annotation, molecular function: structural constituent of ribosome. The record is from RefSeq and is a predicted model, not a curated record. NCBI's taxonomy places the organism in Eukaryota, Metazoa, Chordata, Actinopteri, Cyprinodontiformes, Nothobranchiidae. Gene Ontology annotation, biological process: translation.